Molecule: messenger RNA, 832 nt
Organism: Neurospora tetraspora
Lineage: Eukaryota; Fungi; Ascomycota; Sordariomycetes; Sordariales; Sordariaceae
Exons: 1
Coding region: 1-579 (192 amino acids)
Source: RefSeq, a predicted model, not a curated record
AUGUGCCAAACAACCCUCUACAAAGACACCCACUGCAAGCACCGCUGGAUGCGCAUCACCACUCCUUGCUUCCCAGGAGCCGGCUUCACCACCUGUCCCUCUUUCUCUUUCAACAACACCCACACCCACAACAACUACCUCUACGACCACCACCAAUCCCCCGACGGCCUCUGCCACCAACCCCUCUGCCCUUACCAGCAACAUCCCCACCCCAACCACUACACCCCCAACCACACCUCUCCCUUCUCCCCUCCCUUCUCCCCGACCCUCACCCCUUCCAUCCAAGCCCAAGGCCAAGGCCAACUCCAAAUCCAAGGCCACAACACCUGCCACAUCAACCUCCCGACCUACCCCUACCACCAAAUCCAGCAUAACUGCCCCCACCACCAGCAGCUAGUAGCCAAGCCCGCUCCCCCGGCUUACAUCGCCCGCGCCGAGCCGUGUCCGGAGUGUGAUUUAAGAGGGGUGUAUGAUCGGAACCAGGUCAGGAUGGUUACGAAGAUUAAGAAGGGGGUGAAGCUUGGUGGUGGACCGAGCGGGGGGGAUCCAGGGGUUGAAGUUAGGUGUUGUGUUAUGUAGGGGAUGAGUUGGUUGGGCUGACACUUGACAUUGAGGGGUGAAGGGGAGGGGGAACAGGGGAGGGAGGCGAUGUGGAAGGGGAGGGAGAUGGGAGAUGGGAAGAUGGGAAGAUGGGAGGUUGGGUUUUGAAGGAUGAGAGGGUAUGUUGGGGAUGGGAGGAUCAAAGGAUGAGAAGGUGAAAGGCUGGAGGUUGGGAGGAUGGGAUGUGGAAGAUGGAAUGUGAAUGGGGGGGAAGAUGAAGGGAAAGAUGGAC